UAUUUAUAUAUCGAUAACAGCGGCUUGAAGAAAGAGGAAGAAACAAAACAAAACAUUUUUAGUUUAAUAAAAUAAACAAAUUGAAAACAAAAUAUGACUGAAUUUGGAGGAGAUUCAGGUGGCCGGCUAAAAGGCGUGACUAUCGUCAAGCCAAUAGUAUAUGGAAACGUAGCCCGAUCCUUCGGCAAGAAACGUGAAGAGGACGGGCACACGCAUCAGUGGAAGGUCUAUCUGAAGCCAUAUUUCAACGAAGAUAUGUCCAUUUAUGUAAAAAAGGUGCAUUUUAAACUUCACGAGAGUUACGCCAAUCCAAAUAGAAUCGUGGUUAAGCCUCCAUAUGAAAUAACGGAGACCGGUUGGGGCGAAUUUGAGGUAAUCAUCAAGAUUUACUUCAACGAUCAGUCGGAGCGGCCUGUUACUUGCUACCAUAUCCUAAAGCUCUUCCAAUCGCCCGUCGUCGAUGGCGAGCUGAACUCCAGCACCACUAUGGACACCAAGAAGGGGCUGGUCUCGGAGUCGUACGAGGAAAUCGUGUUCCAAGAGCCCACCCAGAUCAUGCAGCAUUAUCUCAUGCUUUCGGAGCAAAGCGCCAAUGGUCUGUCAACACAUGACACUGACUUUGAGGAAAAGAAAACGAAAACGCUGGACAACAUUGUGAAUGUAAAACAGAAGGUGAAGGGGGAGAUCGUUACACUAAAGGAUAAACUAAAGCUAGCCCGCGAGACCAUAUCAAAAUUCAAGACCGGAAUUGGCUAAGGUGCAAAAGCAGCCUGCGUAAUAUAUGCAUUCAAUUUCGAUUAAGUGAAAUGGUUUUAAGUAUCUAUGUGUAAAAUAUUAAAUAUAGUCUUAAAAAAAUA
Drosophila eugracilis is the source of this 857-nucleotide messenger RNA. RefSeq names its product YEATS domain-containing protein 4 (gene Gas41). The transcript has 2 exons. The record is from RefSeq and is a predicted model, not a curated record. Gene Ontology annotation, biological process: regulation of DNA-templated transcription. Lineage: Eukaryota; Metazoa; Arthropoda; Insecta; Diptera; Drosophilidae. The coding region runs from base 94 to 756 and encodes 220 amino acids.